UUCGUUUGUUUUCACGUCAAGUUCUGUCAGACCCUUGUCUCACUCAUCUCUGUAUUUCAUAUAAAAUACAUACGUUUUCAUUACACUUGGACCAAGGUCGCAAUAUGCCUUUCAACCCCAUAGACGAUGCUCAGGACUUCACCAGAAUCAUCAACAGCGGUAAAACCGUAUUGAUAGAUUUCCACGCAGACUGGAGUGGGUUGUGCCGGUCGACUUCUCAGCAGUUCUCCGAGCUCUCUGACACAUUCGUUCGCAUCGGCGUGGAUUUCUAUCGCGUGAACGUGGAUGAACUCGAGGAUGUGGUAAUGGAGGCCGAUGUACGCGUUGUCCCUACUUAUAUGGUGUUCAAGGACGGGAAGAAGGUUGGCCAUGCCACGGGCGUGGAUGGGUUGAGUCUCCAUAAAUUGAUGGGUUCGUACAUGACGGGAUGCGAAGUUGUUGCUUAAAGGUGACUUACUAGACAAGAGACAAUCAAUUGCGUUGUAAUAAUAUUUAUGAAGGGGCUAUGGAAGGGAUCGUCUGGGGGGAAAUCAAAUGUAUAACAACAAUUACACACUUGGCUUACCAUACACUUUGCGC
Suillus subaureus is the source of this 579-nucleotide messenger RNA. RefSeq names its product thioredoxin-like protein. The record is from RefSeq and is a predicted model, not a curated record. NCBI's taxonomy places the organism in Eukaryota, Fungi, Basidiomycota, Agaricomycetes, Boletales, Suillaceae. The transcript has 4 exons. The coding region runs from base 105 to 446 and encodes 113 amino acids.